This is a messenger RNA of Canis lupus familiaris (dog), 3353 nucleotides long. RefSeq names its product GATA binding protein 2 (gene GATA2). The coding region runs from base 251 to 1693 and encodes 480 amino acids. Gene Ontology annotation, biological process: positive regulation of miRNA transcription; positive regulation of transcription by RNA polymerase II; negative regulation of transcription by RNA polymerase II. NCBI's taxonomy places the organism in Eukaryota, Metazoa, Chordata, Mammalia, Carnivora, Canidae. The transcript is spliced from 6 exons. The record is from RefSeq and is a predicted model, not a curated record. Gene Ontology annotation, cellular component: nucleus. Gene Ontology annotation, molecular function: RNA polymerase II cis-regulatory region sequence-specific DNA binding; DNA-binding transcription factor activity, RNA polymerase II-specific; zinc ion binding.
GCGAGCUGGCGCCAGGGCGGCCGGAGGAUGCCGAGGGGCCGGAGCCGGGCGGGCCCGAGGCCGAGGCGCGCGCUGUCCCCCGCUCGAACCCCGUGAGCCCAGCGGCCUGAAGCGCAGUUCCUGAGCCCGCCGCUCCUGGGGCUCCGACCGGUGCUGAUCCCCGCCCCCGAGGCCGCAGUCCCCUCCCCGCGGCGCUGCGUGUGGACGCCGCCACCGCCUCGGCCCAGAUCCCGAGCCUCCCCCGCCGGCCAUGGAGGUGGCGCCGGAGCAGCCGCGCUGGAUGGCGCACCCCGCCGUGCUGAAUGCGCAGCACCCCGACUCGCACCAUCCGGGCCUGGCGCACAACUACAUGGAGCCCGCGCAGCUGCUGCCUCCCGACGAGGUGGACGUCUUCUUCAACCACCUAGACUCGCAGGGCAACCCCUAUUACGCCAACCCAGCCCACGCGCGGGCGCGCGUCUCCUACAGCCCCGCGCACGCUCGCCUGACUGGAGGCCAGAUGUGCCGCCCACACUUGUUGCAUAGUCCAGGGUUGCCCUGGCUUGACGGGGGUAAAGCUGCCCUCUCAGCCGCAGCAGCACACCACCACAAUCCCUGGACCGUGAGCCCCUUUUCCAAGACACCACUCCACCCCUCAGCUGCUGGAGGCCCGGGCGGCCCCCUCUCCGUGUACCCAGGGGCAGGGGGCGGGAGUGGGGGAGGCAGCGGGAGCUCUGUGGCCUCCCUCACUCCCACUGCAGCCCACUCUGGCUCCCACCUCUUCGGAUUCCCACCCACUCCACCCAAGGAAGUGUCUCCGGACCCCAGCACCACGGGGGCUGCCUCUCCAGCCUCCUCUUCCGCAGGGGGUAGCGCAGCCCGGGGGGAGGACAAGGAUGGCGUCAAGUACCAGGUGUCACUGACCGAUAGCAUGAAGAUGGAAAGCGGCAGUCCCCUGCGCCCAGGCCUGGCUGCCAUGGGCACCCAGCCUGCUACACACCACCCCAUCCCCACCUACCCAUCCUAUGUGCCGGCCGCUGCCCACGACUACAGCAGCGGACUCUUCCACCCCGGAGGCUUCCUGGGUGGCCCUGCCUCCAGCUUCACCCCUAAGCAGCGCAGCAAGGCACGCUCCUGCUCAGAAGGCCGGGAGUGUGUCAACUGUGGGGCCACGGCCACCCCUCUCUGGCGGCGAGACGGCACUGGGCACUACCUGUGCAACGCCUGCGGGCUCUACCACAAGAUGAACGGCCAGAACCGGCCACUCAUCAAGCCCAAGCGGAGACUGUCCGCCGCCAGGAGAGCCGGCACCUGUUGUGCAAAUUGUCAGACGACAACCACCACCUUAUGGCGCCGAAACGCCAACGGGGACCCUGUCUGCAACGCCUGUGGCCUCUACUACAAGCUUCACAAUGUCAACAGGCCACUGACCAUGAAGAAGGAAGGGAUCCAAACUAGGAAUCGGAAGAUGUCCACCAAGUCCAAGAAGAACAAGAAAGGUGCAGAGUGCUUUGAGGAGCUGUCCAAGUGUAUGCAGGAGAAGGCCUCCCCCUUCAGCGCUGCUGCCCUGGCUGGACACAUGGCGCCCGUGGGCCACCUCCCACCAUUCAGCCACUCGGGACACAUCUUGCCCACCCCAACGCCCAUCCACCCCUCCUCCAGCCUCUCCUUUGGCCACCCCCACCCAUCCAGCAUGGUGACCGCCAUGGGCUAGGGCCAGGCCCCCGGCAAUCGGAUGGAGAGAUGCCGAGAAGGGUGGCCAGCAAUGCAAGGCUGGGCACCCCUAGGCAGGGUGGGCUACACCCUUAGCGGUCUGCCCUUCCCCGAAGACUGAUGCCACUCCUGCCAGCCCAGCCGGAGCCCCACGCUGCCUCUCCUGUGGGCGCUCCCCUUGGCCCUCAGCGGUCACUGUGAAGAUCCUCACCCAGGCUACGAGGCAGCCUUGGCCCGGCUCACUGCCCAGGUGGGGUUUCCAUCAUGGAUUGUUCAGAGAACAGAACGGACAACUUUAUGAAGAGAAGGGGUGGGGGGUAGGGGACAGACGAAGAAAGCUGUUUUUAGAAGGAGAAGGGAGUAGGCCAAAAUAAUUUAUUUUGUUCUCUUUUCUAACAAGGACUGGGAGACAGAGAUCUGAGCUGCCCCCUGAGUUCUCUGGGUUUUCUUUUGCUCCAAGGGCCACCUGGCCCAUCUGCUUGCUAGGGCCCUGGGGGUAGGUGUGCGAGGGGCUGGGGGGUGGCCUGCAUCUUCUCCCCUGGCUUCCUCUCCUGAAGCAGCUGAAGCCCAGGUUGGGCUGAGCCAGUGCAGGCAGGCCACCAGCCCGGGGAGGCGGCGCGGUGCGUGCCCUGGCGGCCAGGCCCAGUAGGGCAGAGACAAUCAUGGGCGGUCCUGCGCAGAUUCCCAGGCCAGGGCUGGGUCACAGGAAGGAAACAACAUUUUCUUGAGAGGGGAAAUGUCUCCCAGAUCUCUCCCCUGGCUCUGAGGCCGAAGCUGGUGUGACCCGUGUACCCUUAACAAGCCUGAGCCACAGCCUGACUCCUUUGCCAGGUGGACCCCUGUACAUACAUCCCUUUUCUGCUAACCCCUCAACCCCUUCCCCUCCCACUCUGAGACAAAAGAAAAAAAUAUAUAUCUAUAUAAAAAGACUGCAUAAGCUUAACUCGCUGAGGAGUUAGUUGUUUUAUUUUUAAACUCAUUUUGGGUCCAGUCAAUUGUACGUUGCCACGGAAGCCCUCGCUAUGGAAAGGAAUAAAACCUACAAACCAAGGCUGUAGCUUCGCAAUUAUUUUUGGAAAAGUACUUGGAUCCCACAGCCCUAGGAUGGGGAGCCCGGGGCCUGGGGAGGCUGCUCUUGGCUUCCAGGGGCUGGUCUGGCAGGUGGCGAGGCAGGGGUUGGGGGUGGGUCCAAGGAGAGGCCACGACCCUGCUGGGGUCCCUGGAGACGCCUGGGUUCUGCUCUGCUUCGCUGUGGCUGUCUGGAUCCUUCCCAAGGUACAGCUGUACAUAACUGUGUCCGAGCUUAGAUUCUGUAUGCGGAGGAGGUGGGUGCGGCGGCCGGCAAGGGCCUGGCCGGGAGGAGGAUCCUGCCGAGCCGAGCCGAUGUAGUCGACCAAGUGCAAUAUGGGCCGGCGAUCGCUGAGGGGGUGGGGGGCACCGCAGCCAGAAGUAACUUAUUUUGUACUAGUAUCCGCAUAAGAUAAAGAAUCAGCAGUAUUUUCUGUUUUUAUGUUUUAUUUGGCUUGUUUUAUUUUGGAUUAGUGAACUAAGUUAUUGCUAAUUAUGUACAACAUUUAUAUAUUGUCUGUAAAAAAUUGUAUGCUAUCCUCCUAUUCCUUUAAAGUGAAUACUGUUAAGAAUAAUAAAAUACUUUUUGUGAA